GGCUGGGCUGCUGCCCCCAGGCUCGGGUCUCCCGGGGCCGUAGUCAGAGCAGCGCAGCCGGCGCGAGCGCAUCCUCACGCUGGAGUCCAUGAACCCGCAAGUGAAGGCAGUAGAGUACGCGGUGCGGGGACCCAUCGUGCUCAAGGCCGGCGAGAUCGAGCUCGAGCUGCAGCGGGGUAUCAAAAAACCAUUCACUGAGGUCAUCCGAGCAAACAUCGGGGAUGCCCAGGCCAUGGGCCAGCAGCCAAUCACCUUUCUCCGACAGGUGAUGGCACUCUGCACCUACCCAAACCUGUUGGACAGCCCCAGCUUCCCAGAAGAUGCUAAGAAACGAGCCCGGCACAUCCUACAGGCUUGUGGUGGGAACAGCCUAGGGUCUUACAGUGCUAGCCAGGGUGUCAACUGCAUCCGUGAAGAUGUGGCUGCCUACAUCACCAGGAGAGAUGGCGGCGUGCCUGCAGACCCAGACAACAUCUAUCUGACCACUGGAGCUAGUGAUGGUAUUUCUACGAUCCUGAAGAUCCUCGUCUCUGGGGGUGGCAAGUCACGGACGGGUGUGAUGAUCCCCAUCCCACAGUAUCCCUUGUACUCGGCGGUCAUCUCUGAGCUCGAUGCCAUCCAGGUGAACUACUACCUGGACGAGGAGAACUGCUGGGCCCUGAACGUGAACGAGCUCCGGCGGGCACUGCGAGAGGCCAAAGACCACUCUGACCCCAAGGUGCUCUGCAUCAUCAACCCCGGGAACCCCACAGGCCAGGUACAAAGCAGAAAGUGCAUAGAAGAUGUGAUUCACUUUGCCUGGGAAGAGAAGCUCUUUCUCCUGGCUGACGAGGUGUACCAGGACAACGUGUACUCUCCAGACUGCAGAUUCCACUCCUUUAAGAAGGUGCUUUAUGAGAUGGGCCCUGAGUAUUCCAGCAACGUGGAGCUUGCCUCCUUCCACUCCACCUCCAAGGGUUACAUGGGCGAGUGUGGCUACAGAGGAGGCUACAUGGAGGUGAUCAACCUGCACCCUGAGAUCAAGGGCCAGCUGGUGAAGCUGCUCUCAGUGCGUCUGUGCCCACCAGUGUCUGGACAGGCUGCCAUGGACAUUGUCGUGAACCCCCCGGUGCCAGGAGAGGAGUCCUUCGAGCAGUUCAGCAGGGAAAAGGAAUCUGUGCUGGGUAAUCUGGCCAAAAAAGCAAAGCUGACAGAAGACAUGUUUAACCAAGUCCCAGGAAUUCAGUGCAACCCAUUGCAGGGAGCCAUGUAUGCCUUUCCUCGAAUCUUCAUCCCCGCCAAAGCUGUGGAGGCAGCUCAGGCCCAUAAAAUGGCCCCAGACAUGUUUUACUGCAUGAAGCUCCUGGAGGAGACUGGCAUCUGUGUCGUGCCUGGCAGUGGCUUCGGGCAGAGGGAAGGCACCUACCACUUCAGAAUGACCAUUCUCCCUCCAGUGGAGAAGCUGAAGACGGUGCUCCAGAAGGUGAAAGACUUUCACAUAAAGUUCCUGGAGAAGUACGCUUGAGGACGCCUCAGGGUCCAGAGGGAGGCCCGUCCUCGGGUCUUCUCCUGAUUCCCACCUGGGCCAGGCUGAACUCACCUACCCCGUGACCCCGCCUCAGGCCUCACGGAGGUCACUGGUCGCGUUCAUCAUCAUUUUGCCACAGGAGACUUCUUUCUUUGUGCCUUGACGUUGGGAGCACUUCUCUUCUGAGCAAACAGAUUUGCGAUGUCUCGGAGGCCCUGAUUUUUUUCAUGCAACCAAAGUAGAGGGGACUUGCUCAGCAGAUAUGCCUGGCACUCUCCGAAUCUGUUAUUGUUGUUGCUUUUGGAAAGUUCAUUUGGGGUUUUAAACCAGCAGGAUGUGUUGAGUGAGAUGUUUCAGAUCUGGAGAAACAACCAGGUGUGGGGAAAUGUAUAGUUUAAACAUGGUGAGGACUGGAAAUCCAGAACUCACCAACAUGAUCUGUGAAAUAAAACCCUUAGUGGUGUGAAUAUCUAGUCCUUCCAAGAGUAGAGCCUGGAAGUCCAGUGGGGGUUCAGAGAGGGUCCACCAUUCUGGCCUGGAGGUAGAUAGCCUAUCUCAGACGAGAGUGGUGAGAUCGGUAGCACAAGGGUUGGACAGGAUGCCAGGCUAGGUUGUGGUGGUCAUGGGGCUACAGCCAAAGUCAGAGGGUCCUGCGGGGGAGGAGCGGGUGUGAGCCAGGCUCCUUGCUGACCCAGGUGUCUGCUUCUGAACAACACAACGGGUAGUGAGGUCUCUGCACACAAGGGCUUUGGGGAUGAAGGGUUCUCUUGAACAUGCUUAGGCUGGACUUUGGGGACAUGGUACAGCCCAGCAAUAUCCCUGCCUGGUAGCAAGCGGAUUCAUCCCAUUGGUUACCCAAAGACAGUUCUAUCCCAAGGGCUUGAAUGAUCUUUUACACACGUUGCCUCCUGCAACACAGCAACAGGGACAACGAAAGACUGAAAAUGUCCUAAUCCGGGAGGGAGGUGCUCAAGGACUUGACGAACAGUCAAGCCCCUGUAGUUUCUUGAAUUGUUCCAAACUGAAUUUGGCCCGUUUCCUAACUCUUAACUGGUAAAAGUGCCCUGUAUCCUGGCUGCUGUUGAGGAGUACAUGAGAUCUGAUUGGAAGUUUAUUGAAGUAUUUCAGUGCAAAGUGCUUUGCCUUCACGUUAGCUUUUGGCCCCCUUCACAGAUCUUCAGACCGUGUCCUGUGACAUCAGUCGUCUCUCCAGGCCAAAUGAGUAUCAGCCACCAUGCAUGCAGCUUCCCUGUCAUGAGCAAACCUGAACGGGGGCCCAACCCACACCCCAAGGAGGCAGGUGCUCCAGGCAGCAGCAGGCUUAGUGCUCUCUUCCCGUUCAGCUGGAGCCCUGCCCCUCACCAUCUGCCCUCUCCAGUGGGAAUUUAAGGGAGCCAAGGCCAGCUCAGGAGUCUGGGGACCCAGCAAGUCCCAAAAUGGAACUGAAGGAGCUGGAGAGAGAAAUCUGAAGAGGCUAAAGAGUGGGGUUUGAAAGCAGCCUCCUGUGCUAUAAUUUCCACACUGGGUCUAUGCAGGGGGAUGAGAUAGAAAACUUCAAACUUUCAUUACUCACUAGCAUUACAGUGCCCACGAAGAAAGUAGCCACAAUAUCAAAUAACAAAAGGGAAUGUUUUAACUUUUCCUCCCUUGACAUAUUGAAAAAAUUGCACUUUUGCUUGUUGUAUGAUAUAUAGACCAGGAUGGGUCCCAGAGUCAUGAGAUUCCUGGUGGAAAGGUUAAAGAGUAGAAGCUAGUCUAUUUUUUAUAUUUUUGUAACAAUUGCUUUUUUCAUGGGAUGGGAGAGGGUAGUAUUUAUAGUCUUAACAAGUCCAGUAAUUUUUAAUCUCUAAAGAUUAUAAAUAGUCCCAAAAAACUUUACAACGUUUACAUGAUUUUUUAAAAGAUGCCAUAUAACAUUUGAUUUGCUUUUAAAAAUAAAUGAAUAAUAUGGUCCACUAGUUUAGGAAGUUAACUUCAGAUAGGAAUGCUGAUCGUGGUAGAUUGGAUUUUCUGUACAUUCUCUUCUGGUGCCUUUCCUAUUUGGGCACCACCCAGGAAAGUUGAUCGUCACUUGGGGUUGCACUUUGAAUCUACACCUGUGAAGUUUCUGUCAGAUCUGUGUGUGGGUGAUGCCGGGGAAGCUCGUGACCGGCUGUACCUUGGGCGGCCCAUCACCUCACACCUCAAGCCUGGGCUGGUUGUUUCUGUUCUGAUGUGUGGAGUUUUCAGGAAGAGCAGACAGAGACCUGUAUAUGGCUAUUUUCCAGUCUAGGUUCUCACAGGCAUCUCCUAACAAAGGUACUUAAUGAUAGCUCUGCUGGAAAUUUUUGAACAAUAAAAUAUGUGUCCAAAAUGGUGA
Galeopterus variegatus (Sunda flying lemur) is the source of this 3866-nucleotide messenger RNA. RefSeq names its product glutamic pyruvate transaminase (alanine aminotransferase) 2 (gene GPT2). The record is from RefSeq and is a predicted model, not a curated record. Gene Ontology annotation, biological process: biosynthetic process. Gene Ontology annotation, molecular function: L-alanine:2-oxoglutarate transaminase activity; pyridoxal phosphate binding. The transcript is spliced from 11 exons. The coding region runs from base 89 to 1504 and encodes 471 amino acids. NCBI's taxonomy places the organism in Eukaryota, Metazoa, Chordata, Mammalia, Dermoptera, Cynocephalidae.